CGCGCGCACGCGAACGUUCUGCUCCGCGACACCUCUCGCGCGCCCGCACGCGCGCUCCUCCGCGCCCUCCCGCACCCGCCGCGCCCGCACCGCGACCGCGUCUCGACCGCGCGCGACGCGAGCGAGAUUCGAGAAAGAUAUUCGAGAAAGAAAAAGUAUCUCGCGCGAUAACGAUAACUAACAUCAUCUUCACCUUCGACUGCGACGACCACAUGCAACCGUUCUGGAUGGACCCCAACGUGGACGGCGCCGCCGCGCGAUCGCCACCCGGACCUCCCGCGCGGUCCCCCGCGGAGCCUCGACACGGGUCGUCGUCGCUGCUCCGCUCGCUCUUCUCGCUGCACGCCCCCCCGAACGAGGUCACGAAGAUGCACAACAGCGACUCGUUCUCUCAGCUCCCGUUCGUCGGCGGCGAGGAGGAGGCGCAGGACCACUGGCACGACAAGUGGGAGGCGCACAGACGCACGUCGUUGGACGAGGCGGACCGCGCCGCGGAGCACCGGUCCAUGGUGCGCGCGAUGACGACGCACGCGGGGACGAAGACGAAAGCCGUCGCCGCGGGGCUCGCCGCGCCGGGCGAGGUCUACAAAACAGCCGCGGCGGCGCCGUUACGCCCUAAACCGGCAACUACCGCGACUAGCACCACGCAGGACGACCCGUGGCGCGCGGUGUUCAACCCGGGAAGGAACAUGAACAUGCGAGCCGUCGGCGCGUCCAAGUUUGACAAGCCCGUCGCGGGGGACGGCAAGAGCGUGAACCACCACCUCCUGCAGUCGCAGUCCGCCGCGGCUGCGCCGGCGGCGAAGAAAGAAGACGGCUCCGUCAACGCGGAGGACAUCUACAAGAGCACGUACUGGGGAUGACGCCCUCCUUUCUUUCGCGACGAGCGAGCGACCGCGCCGCCGGCGUUUGUAUCCUAUUUUCCGUUUUGUACAGAAGUUUGUCCCGCCGACAGCCGAGCGAGAAGCGAGACUCGAUAUGAUUGAUGAUCAGUCACCGUGUAAUAAGUCUUCGUUGUAACAAGAACAAGUCAUUCGAAC
This is a messenger RNA of Micromonas pusilla CCMP1545, 1040 nucleotides long. RefSeq lists its product as uncharacterized. Bases 228 to 863 code for a protein of 211 amino acids. The transcript has a single exon. Lineage: Eukaryota; Viridiplantae; Chlorophyta; Mamiellophyceae; Mamiellales; Mamiellaceae. The record is from RefSeq and is a predicted model, not a curated record.